This is a messenger RNA of Solanum tuberosum (potato), 937 nucleotides long. Its product is annotated as ethylene-responsive transcription factor ERF038-like. The transcript has a single exon. The record is from RefSeq and is a predicted model, not a curated record. Gene Ontology annotation, biological process: regulation of DNA-templated transcription. NCBI's taxonomy places the organism in Eukaryota, Viridiplantae, Streptophyta, Magnoliopsida, Solanales, Solanaceae. Gene Ontology annotation, molecular function: DNA-binding transcription factor activity; DNA binding. Bases 72 to 779 code for a protein of 235 amino acids.
UCUAUUUUAUUAAUUAAUGUACUACUUACUAUAUACUAUCCUUCUUAUACAUUCUUUACCUUACCACUCUAAUGAUCACAAUAAUGAAAGUUCAACUUGAAAAAUCAAAUAGCUUAGAUUCUUCUUCUUCAUCCUCGUCCUCAUCCUCCUUUAACGAGGGCAACAUUAACACAAAGAUCCUAAAAGAGUACGAAUCGAAUAAAGUUGAAGAAUUCAAUAGGGACGACAAUGAGAACAAGAGGAGGAAAAAAGUUAUUCAGGACGAUCAUGAUGACAAGCAUCCAACCUAUAGAGGAGUUCGUAAGAGGAAUUGGGGAAAAUGGGUGUCAGAAAUCCGAGAGCCAAGGAAGAAAUCAAGAAUAUGGUUAGGAACUUAUUUGACAGCUGAAAUGGCUGCUCGAGCUCAUGAUGUUGCGGCUUUAGCCAUUAAAGGUCACUCGGCUUACCUUAAUUUCCCUUAUUUAGCUGAUCAACUCCCACGUCCAACUUCUAAUUACCCUAAGGACAUUCAAAUCGCGGCUGCAAAAGCCGCUGCCACCUCAUUCAGCGGAAAUAAAGCUGAGUCGAGCCACAUCAAGCUGCAUAGUUCAUCUUCGUCCACAGAGACAUUCAUAACUUCUCCAUUGACUGAUAAAGACGAUACUUUUUUCAAUUUACCAGAUCUUUCCAUCAAUAAAGUGGAUCAAAUUGACAGUUAUUGUUAUCCGAUUUCGACUUGGCACCUUCCUGGAACCGAUGUUGGAUUCUGGCCCGAGGAGCCAUUUUUAUGGCAAAGCUAAAAAGGUACAAGUCAAUCAGGUGCACUAAGCUUCUGCUAAAAUCAAGGGUCUCGAAGCGAGACCAAGCUUCAUGCAAGUCUCAUCAUAGGAAAAUUAAGAAUUUUUUUGUACACAGGUUCAUAUUACCGUUAAUUUGAGUUUGUUUUAAUUUUAUUCAU